Molecule: messenger RNA, 1695 nt
Organism: Paramecium pentaurelia
Lineage: Eukaryota; Ciliophora; Oligohymenophorea; Peniculida; Parameciidae
Source: the annotation of a GenBank genome assembly
AUGAAAAAAUAUGAUGCUAUUAUUAUAGGAGGUGGUCACAAUGCACUUGUGGCAGCCUGCUAUCUCAAAUAUAAAAACAUCUUGCUUCUAGAAAGAAGACAUAUAACAGGUGGAGCAGCUUAAACAGAAGAAAUAUAUCCUGGUUUUAAAUUCAGUCGAUUCUCAUAUUUGCUUUCAUUGAUGCGUCCAUCAGUAAUUAAUGAAUUGAAUCUAUAUUCACAUGGAUUAAAACUAUUUAGAAGACCUAUCUCCAGUAUUACAGUCACCAAAAAUAAAGGAGAGUAUCUGCUGAUGAACUCAGAUUCAACUUUUUGUAAAUAAGAAAUAGCCAAGUUCUCUAAAAGAGAUAGUGAAGUCUAUGAUGAAUACAACUAAUUCUUAUCAGAAAUUAUAGAUUUAUGGAGUUAUUAUUAAGAUAAAUAUCCUUAUGACACAUCUGCUAAAGGAUACAAUGUAAAGAAAAGUUUUGAUGAUCUUGGAUUGUUACUGAAGAUGGGAUAAGAUGGAUGGAAAAAUAAAGAUAAAGUAUAUGUUGUAUAUUUAAUUAGAUAUACGAUUACAUUUAAUUUAUGUCAUAAUCGUCAAGUUAAUUUUUAAAUAAAUGGUUUGAAUCUGACAUCUUGAAAGGAACACUCAUAACUGAUGGAAUCAUAGGUGAAAUGAUAUCUAUUGAUACUCCAGCUAGUGCAUAUAUCUUAUUGCAUCAUGUAAUGGGUGAGAUAUUCCCAAAUUCUAAGGGAGAAUGGGCGUUUGUUGAAGGUGGAAUGGGAUCUAUAUCUAAAAUACUUACUAAAUUGAAUGAAUAGAAGGGAGUAGAGAUCAAGACCAAUAUAGGAGUGGAACAAAUACUAACAUCUAAUAAUUAGGUUACUGGAGUUAAAUGUUCAGAUAAUAAUACCUAUUAUAGUGAUACUAUAAUAAGCAGUGUAACUCCAAGAAUCACCUUUGAGAAAUUGCUAUCAAAUGAUUAAUAAUAAAAGAAUCCUAAAUAUUUCAAUGAUGUUAAACAUAUGGAAUAUAAUGGAGCUUGUACUAAAUUUAAUUUUGCUGUAUCUGAAAUGCCUAAAUUUAAAUGUUUUGAAGGAACCAAAUAUGAAAACCCUGAAUCUGUAUUAAUUGGUACAACACAUUUAGGAUGUGAAAGAUUGGAUACAUUAAGAUAAGCAUACUAAGAUUGUAUAAAUGGAAAGUAUUAUUAAUUAAUCAUUUAUCUUAUAGAUCAUUUAGUGAUAAUUUGUUUGUGGAUUUAGUUGUUCCUACUGUUCAUGAUAAGACAAUAGCUCCAUAAGGGUAACAUAUAGUAUAAUGUUUGGUUUAAUAUACUCCUUAUAAGGCUAAUUGGAAUGAAUAAAUCAAACAAUAAUUGAAGGAGUAAGUUAUUGAUUAUAUUUCUCAAUAUGCUCCCAAUUUCAAGUAUCUUUUAUUUCCAUUUUAUUAGGAAAUCUAUACUCUAUACAGAUAUGGUUACACCAUAGGAGAUUGAGUAACUCUUGAAUAUGACAGAAGGCAAUAUUUUCCAUGGUGCUUUGACUUUGGAUAAAUUGUAUGGAAAUCGACCAAGUAAUGGAUAUAAUAGUUAUGGAACUCCUAUUAAUGGAUUAUUUUUGUGUGGUUCUGGAACUCAUCCUGGUGGAGGUGUUAUGGGGGCUCCAGGAAGGAAUUGUGCAUUGUAUAUUAACAAUUAUGUAAAAUGAG